AUGCGGCCGUUGACCGAUCAAGAAACCGAGGCUGUUUUCACGAAACUCGCCAACUACAUCGGCGACAAUGUCCAGCGCUUGGUAGAUAGAAGUGAUGGUGAAUACUGCUUCCGGUUGCACAAAGAGCGAGUCUACUAUUGCAGUGAAUUUUUACUUAAAAAGGCGGCUUGUAUUGCUCGUGAACCGCUGCUUUCUUUUGGCACUUGCUUAGGGAAAUUCACGAAAUCGAGAAAGUUUCACCUACAUAUCACCGCAUUAGAUUAUCUUGCUCCCUACUCGAAGUCGAGGAUCUGGUUAAAACCAAAUGCGGAACAACAAUUUCUUUAUGGGAACAAUAUCUUGAAGUCGGGUGUUGCACGAAUGACCGAAGGAACUCCAUCUCAUCAAGGUGUUAUCGUUUUCAGCAUGAACGAUACUCCUCUUGGUUUCGGUGUCACAGCAAAGGGAACGGCAGACUGUAAAAGGGCGGAUCCGACGGCAAUUGUUUUGCUCCAUCAAGCCGAUCUUGGCGAAUAUCUCCGCAAUGAAAGUUUCCUCACU
Messenger RNA from Mesorhabditis belari, 540 nucleotides. The record is from the annotation of a GenBank genome assembly. NCBI's taxonomy places the organism in Eukaryota, Metazoa, Nematoda, Chromadorea, Rhabditida, Rhabditidae.